Molecule: messenger RNA, 600 nt
Organism: Protopterus annectens (West African lungfish)
Lineage: Eukaryota; Metazoa; Chordata; Ceratodontiformes; Protopteridae
Product: rho-related GTP-binding protein RhoB-like
Exons: 1
Coding region: 1-600 (199 amino acids)
Biological process (GO): small GTPase-mediated signal transduction
Molecular function (GO): GTPase activity; GTP binding
Source: RefSeq, a predicted model, not a curated record
AUGUCUGGGGCUGUUACCGUGAGGAAGAAGCUGGUCGUAGUCAGGGAUGGUGCGUGUGGGAAGUUGUGCCCCCUCAUCGCUUUCAGCAAGGACAUGUUCCCCGAGGUUUAUGUGCCAACUGUGUUUGAGACCUACAUGAUGGACAUUGAAGUGGAAGGGCGGCAAGUUGAGCUGGCCCUUUCGGAUACUGCAGGGCAGGAGGAUUACAACUGCCUUCACCUAUUAUCCUACCCAGACACUGAUGUUGUCCUAAUGUGUUUUUCAGUGGACAGUCCAAACUCAGUGGAGAAUGUCCCUGUGAUUUGGAUGCCAGAGAUAAAGCUCUUUUGCCCUUACAUGCCUGUUGUGCUGGUGGCUAAUAAAAAGGACUUGAGGAAUGAUGAAAAACUUUGUGCUGACCUGGCAAAAAGUAAACAGUGCCCAGUGCGGAGCGAAGAUGGUAAACCCAUGGCGCAGAGGGUCGGGGCAUAUGACUACACAGAGUGCUCAGCCAAAACCAGAGAAGGUGUCCGGCAGGUCUUUGAGACCACAACAAAGGCUGCUUUACAGAAAAGGCAGAAACCAAACCGAAGAAGAUGCAUGAGAUGCAGUGUGCUUUGA